AUGCCUGACGACUCCACAAACAAGAACUUCAAGAUGGUGAUGCACCUGAAAAGUUGCUGCUGCGGCUGCAGCCUCAAGACUGGCACAGUGAUCAUUGGUGUUCUCUCUGGGAUUGGUGCCCUAUGCGGCCUCAUAAUGAGCAUUUUGGGUGCUUCUGUAGGCACCGGAGAGCUUCAGAAGGAAUUCCUUAAAGAAUUGGAAAAGCAGAAAGGUAUUACUCUGGAUCAAGCUGAAUAUGAGGAGGCAGUUAAACAUUUGGAAGAAAAUUCAGGCAACAAGACCCUGAGUGCGCUCUUCAUCUGCCUCGCAAUUGUCUAUGGUAUCCACCUGAUCUUUGACAUCUUGAUGGUCUUUGGAGCCAGUGCAGAGCGACCUCGAAUGAUCAAACCAUGGAUUGUCUUUGCUAUUAUGGCAUUGGUUGUUCAAUCUAUCCUGAGUUUUGUGAACAUCAUCUUCCAUUUUACCAGUGGUGCAGCCAUGGCAGGAGUUCUGGGUCUUGUGAUGUUGGCUGUUGGAAUUGCUCUUGCAGUCUACUUCAUUCUAGUGGUCAACAGUUUCCACACUGAAUUACUUUCAAACAAUUUCCAAAAUAAAAUUUAAGAGACCACCAAGAAAAAAUUUCAGUGGAUUUAAUAAAAAUUCAUCUUUUCUUUAAUAUCUCAUCAAUUACUCAGCUUUUUGGCAUUGUUGUUGAAUAAACUUGUGGAGUGUAGCUAUGAAAAUAAGACUUUAUGGCCCUAAGUUCAAUAAGUAGCAAGUUCAUUUUCAGUGAAAAAACGGGACAACUCCAAUAUUUUUUAGAUCUCUGAUCUAGAUUUAAAGAAAUACAAAUUUAUUAUGCAUCAAUAAUAAUAAUAAUAAAUGCUAUAGCAUCAUGAAUGGUUUCACAUGUAAUUGGAAUAUUGUUGUAAACAUUAGUAGUAGGAUAGUUGUGACGAUAUUUCAAUAACUCAUAUUCAAUGUUUGUUUCACAUGUUGUUUUUCUUUUAAGUAUAUUGGAUUUAUGUUAAGAAGCUUACUUUUAUUGUAAUUUUAUAUUCAGGAAUGUAGUAAAAUUUAAGGAAGAAACUUAAAAUAUUUGGAAGAAAUUCAAUUUCAGAAUUAUAAAUUAAUAUAGGCUUAUAAUUUGUUAAACAAUAUGGUAAAACAAUACUUUGGAGACACAAAAGCCCACCUUUUGCAUUUAUUAACAUUGAAGAACAUAGAAAUUAUAUUUAUAUACAAAUUACCUUUGAAGUAUUUUUUUACUAAAUUGUAGAAGCUAGUAUCCUACCUUUUUUGUGUCUAAAAUUGGAUAUUUAUGAUGACACUAAAAAUAUAGAUAAUUUUCUUUCUCUAAAAGCAAGACUGAAGAAAUUGUUUGAAUUGGAAACCUAGUAGAAACAUUUAAAUUAAAAAUUUAAGAUAUGUUUUAAGGAAGUCUUUUCUACGAUCAGGACAUUGAGAGAGUGAAAAGGAGUGGGGUAGCAGAAGUUUAGAUUAAUGCUGGGAGAGCCAAACAAAUCAAAUGAUAUAUCCCGUAAAGUGUGAAAAUUGUUGAAAUAAGAAAAUUAUGGCAAGAUGUGGUAUCAAUUGCUUCAUAAGGCCCCUUUGUUUGCCUCUUCCAAUGCAAAGUAGUUUUGUAUCAGCCAGGAAGACUGUCAGUGUGUCUGCAUUUGCAUAUUUGUGGAUGGACUACAAUUAGAUUACUUUCAGAUUAUUUUUGAGUAAUAGAUAUGGUAGCUCUGCUACUCUUGAUUUGAUUGAGAAUAGUUCUCCAUUAUCAUUAAAGAAUGGAGUUUUAUUUUUCAUUCAACAAAUACUGUGUGUAAAAAAUGUAUGUUGCUUUUAUAUGCAUCAGGGUUUAUUGCUCUAAAAGCAAAUAUUGUACCUCUUUUCUGUUCAGAAAUGAAUGUUUUUACUAACACAUGUACAAUUAAAUAUACAGUAAAUAAAUUUUUUUUUUUCUACUUAAAGAGUAGACUUCUUUUGUAGAAGUGGACAAUGUAUAUCUUUAUUCCAGAGACAUGACAAAAUAUUAUUCUCUUGACUUUCACUAUGGAUAAAUAGUUUGGUAGAGAAUGAUAAUCAUAAAUUUGAGGAUCUUAAUUUUGUCUAAGAAAAAAGAAAAGAAAAAGAAAAUUACAUUAUCAAUGAUUACACAGGUACUGCGUUUAUGAAUUUUACAGAUUAAUCUUGUGCAUUAAUUACUGCUCUGUAUUUUUUUUGCUACUUAGUAGACAUAUGUGCAUGACAUUACAAACCACUGUAGGCUGCUAUUUUCCUAAAUAUUUUACAUAAAUAUAUCAUAGUAAAAAUACAAGCAUAGAAUAACAUUUACUAAUUGAUUCAAUAAAGCAGAUCCAGAAUUGCAAUAUAAUUUUCACGAGUUAAUUUAUCGCUGUAAAAGAUAUUGUCCUGGAAUUAAAAGGAUUUUCAAGAUUGAUUAUGUAUAAUAUUUCAUGUGCACAAAGGGAUUUUCUGAGCAAAAACAAACAAAAUUUUUUUUAAUAAACAGGGCUACCAGGUUUAUUCCAAACAAAGUUUGAAAGAGCUAUUAUGCACUAUUCUCACACAACAUACAAAAGAAAAUAUUUGAAAAAGAAUGAAGAAGCAAAUUAUACUGCUUCCCAUUGUUUUAAUGUUUUAGAACUUUUCCUUCAUUUUAAAAAUUCUUCCAUAUUUCUAAUACAUACAAAUGCAUAUAUUUUUUGAAUCAUUCUUGUUCACUAAUCAAUGAUAGAUAAUAAUCAUAACUAUAGAAAUGACACAUUGAAAGCAUAGUUAAUUUAAGGUAAAUUUAAAAAUACAUUUCAUGAGGGAAGAAGAAAGUGUUUCUAAAGAUAUCAUAUUAAAACAAUAUAUGGAAAAUUCGAUUUGUACUAAUACUUGUAUACUUGCAUCUAAUUACUAUUAGAUGUGGUUGUUCAUAAACAAGAAAGCCC
Gryllus bimaculatus (two-spotted cricket) is the source of this 2924-nucleotide messenger RNA. The record is from the annotation of a GenBank genome assembly. Lineage: Eukaryota; Metazoa; Arthropoda; Insecta; Orthoptera; Gryllidae.